UAACUUGUUUUUAUAAAACAGAUAUUUUGUUGUUAGGAAGCAAAAAAUAAAAAUAAAAAAAGUGAAAAUAAAAAACAUUAUUAUUAAUGUUAUUUUUUAGGCCAGCUUUGAUAAAAGGUAUUUUCAUCUUGCACCUUAAGAAAAAAAAAACCAAAACACAAUGACUGAGGCACUGAAAUCUGUUACAAAAAUUAAUUUGUUGACAUACAUAUUUUGUUCUUAGGGUUAGGGUUUCUAGAACUUUUGGGAUUUGUAUGCCCAAAUUUUUAUUCUUUUAUAAUUUGAUUUCUUCCAGAUUUACCCUUUAUCCAUCUGUGAAUUUCUGCCAAUAACAACUGUAUUCUUGCGCAGAUCAAAAAAAAAAAAAAAAAAAAAAACUGUAUUACUGCAAUCUGUUAAUUUUUUUUUUUGAAAAUUUUAUUUUUAUUUUUUUGGAGAAAUUUUCUGGGUCUUCUUGAUGAUUUUGUUGAUUGUCUGAAAGAAGGUCUUGUUUGUCAUAUUUGGAUUUGUGUGGGUACCCAUCAGACCCAACUUUGCUGUAGCGAAAGGCUUUUUCGUUCCUGUGCUUACUGUUCUGGCGGUCUUUUUAGGUUUAAGGUUGGAUCUGAUUCGGCUUUUUUUCUAUUUUUAAUCAAUCAAUUUGAAAAGAUUUUAGGUUUUUUUUUUUUUUUAAAAGGAUCUGAAGGUUGAGUUAAAAUAAAUUUUUUUUUGGGAUUCAACUUUAUUUGAUUGAUGUUCUUAAAGAAUCUGGGUAUUUUCAACGGAGUUUUGAGCUGGGUUUAGUUUCCGUGGAAGUUUCAGACACUUGGAUCAAAAUCAUAUGAGAACUUUUUCUUUUAUAAUUACUGGGGAAAUUGGAAGAGUUUCUCAGAGUUGGGCUCCAUGAUCCAAUACUUGCAACGUCAUAAUUAAGCUCCAUGAGAAGUUGUUGUCCUACUUGCAUUUAUGCUGUAAAUUGAUUCUUUUACAUAUAGAAACGAUUUGGAGUCAGUCAUCUACUGUCCUCGUUUCACAUUACAAUGGGGACAGAACUCAUGAGAGUUUGCAUCAAAGAAGAUAAUGAUGAAUUUCCACCGGUUCCACCGGGUUUCGAGUCAUUCACAUCUUUUACCUUAAAGAGGGUGGAGGAUGAGAAUCAAGCUAGUCAAAACAUGGUUGGUUGUUCGGCAUCUCCUAGUGCUACCGAAUUAGAGUCACUUCAGAUGGAAACCAGCAUUGAUGUUAACAAUGUUGCUAAGAUUACAAGGUCCCUCAGGCGUAAGCCCGGGAUAAACUACGGGAAAUAUGAUUGUAGUUCUGAGGAUGAGUUGGAUGAAAGGAUUAAUCAUAGUUUUGCAAGGCCUCGUUUGCCAAAGGGGGUAGUACGUGGUUGUUCAGAGUGUCACAAUUGUCAAAAGGUUGCUGCAAAAUGGCGUCCUGAGGAUGAUCGAAGGCCUGACCUUCAGGAUGCUCCUGUCUUCUACCCAACUGAAGAGGAGUUUGAAGAUACGUUGAAAUAUAUAGCAAGCAUACGCCUGAAAGCUGAAUCAUAUGGAAUUUGUCGCAUUGUUCCCCCUUCUUCAUGGAAACCUCCUUGUGCUCUCAAGGAGAAAAAGAUUUGGGAGAAUUCUAAAUUUGCUACUCGUGUCCAGAGAGUUGACAAGCUUCAAAAUCGACAUUCAGUUAAAAAAACAUCAGUAAUUCACAAUCAAAUGAGAAGGAAAAGGAGGAGAAGCAUGCGGAUGGGCUCUGAUUGUGUGACUGGUGGCAAAGGACCUGGUGGUGUUGGACAUCAGGAGGCAGAAACUUUUGGAUUUGAACCUGGCCCAGAGUUUAGUUUGGAAACAUUUCAAAUAUAUGCUGAUGACUUCAAAACCCAGUACUUCAGAAAGAAUGAGAAUGUUGCUGGUGGUAACUUUACAGUGCUCAAUGAGGAUUGGGAACCAUCUGUUGAGGAUAUUGAAGGUGAAUAUUGGCGGAUGGUAGAAAAACCUACUGAAGAAAUUGAGGUGCUCUAUGGAGCAGAUCUGGAAACUGGUGUUUUUGGCAGUGGUUUUCCCAAAAGCUCAAGUCAAGAUGGUUCAGCUGCCAUAGAACAAUAUAUAAAAUCUGGUUGGAAUUUGAACAACUUUCCUAGGCUUUCUGGAUCUGUUCUAUCUUAUGAAAGCAGUGAUAUUUCUGGAGUUCUGGUGCCUUGGUUGUACGUAGGCAUGUGCUUUUCUUCAUUUUGUUGGCAUGUUGAAGACCAUCACUUGUACUCAUUGAAUUACAUGCACUGGGGUGCACCAAAGCUGUGGUAUGGUGUCCCAGGGGGGGAUGCCUGCAAAUUGGAAAAAGCUAUGAGAAAACAUUUGCCUGACCUUUUUGAAGAACAGCCUGACUUGCUUCAUAAGCUAGUAACACAGCUUUCCCCCUCCAUUCUGAAAUCUGAUGGUGUACCUGUCUUCAGAUGUGUUCAGAAUCCUGGAGAGUUUGUUCUGACCUUCCCACGAGCAUAUCAUGCAGGGUUCAACUGUGGCUUCAACUGUGCAGAGGCAGUUAACGUGGCUCCUGUUGACUGGUUGCCCCAUGGGCAGAUUGCAAUAGAGUUGUACUGUGAGCAGGGACGAAAGACUUCCAUUUCACAUGACAAACUCUUGCUUGGGGCAGCAAGAGAAGCAGUAAGAGCGCACUGGGAACUAAAUUUAUUGAAGAACAAUACUUCAAAUAACUUAAGAUGGAAAGAUGUUUGUGGGAAGGAAGGCGUCUUAGUGAAAGCACUUAAGACACGGGUGGAGAUGGAGCGUGUAAGGAGAGAAUUUCUUUGCCCUUCUCAGGCACUGAAGAUGGAGAGCAAUUUUGAUGCCACCAGUGAAAGGGAAUGCAGCAUAUGUUUUUUCGAUUUGCAUCUGUCUGCAGCAGGUUGCCAUUGUUCACCAGAUAAAUUUGCAUGCUUGAAUCAUGCAAAACAAUUAUGUCCAUGUGCUUGGGGUGAUAAAUUUUUCCUUUUUCGCUAUGACAUCACUGAAUUAAACAUCCUGAUUGAGGCACUGGAGGGAAAAUUAAGUGCUAUAUACAGAUGGGCUAGACUAGAUCUUGGAUUAGCCCUGAGUUCCUAUGUCAAAGAUAAUAUGCAGGUGGUUAGACAUCUUCAUUCCUCCAGCGAAUCUAUACCUGGAGAGAUGAGUUCACACACUUCUGCCAAUUCCGUUAAAGGUCCUUCAGUUAUAGAAAUCACAAAAGAGAGCUGUAUAAACUCAACUGGAAUUAUUGACCAGACUUCUUCAGAGCAAAAGAAGACAUCACCGGAAGCUGCAUUACCUUUAAGAAAUACAAGGACAUCAUCUAUAUCUCGCAGUUCAUGUGAAACUGAGAUGUUGAAUAAUACUUCUGAGGUAAAGGGAGGAGAAUCCAUUAUUUUGACUUCCAAUACAAGAACCCCAGUUUGCCAGUUGUCUGAAGAAGACACAACAUACAUGGUAGAGCCAGUUAAAGGAGCAUCUGUGGUGAAGAAAACUUCAGUCUUAAAGCAUGAUAAUAUUAUACUUCUUAGUGAUGAUGAAGGUGAUGAGCCAAAGGUAUUAGUUUCAGAUAGAAUAGAAGAUACUUCUGCUGCUAAGUGGUCAGAGCAUUCUGAGAGGCUGGAAGCUCCUGUUGAUAAAGUGAGCCCUUGUAAUUACAAUAAAGAUACAAACUUGACUACCCCAGUGACUGAUGCAGCGGUGAUGGGUGAAAAGGGCAGCAGUCAAGUACCUGACGGAGAAAGGAAGAGUUUGUCUCGUUCUGUUCAUGUUAAAGAUGAACAAUGCGAAAAUGGUGGACAUGUAGGAUGUAAUCUACGAAGCCAUUCUUUACGUUCAGGUUCCAUGGGUCCAGAAUCUGGUAGAAAUAUACAGGAUUCCUCAACCACUAGCAACACCAGUGAUCUCAAUAAUGCAACUUUGAGGAACGAACCUAAGCAUCCACAUCCUUGUGCCAGUGGAAUAUUUGAUGGCAUGAUCCCAAAUUUAUCUGAAAAUGCAAGAACUUUUACUGGAAGCCCAUCAUCCAGCUCAAAUAAUUUGGAUAGAUAUUAUCGCCAGAAGGGUCCCCGUAUAGCAAAAUUGGUAAGGAGGAUCAAUUGCAUGGUUGAGCCUCUGGAAUUUGGGGUCGUGCUUUCUGGAAAGUCAUGGUGCAAUAGCCAGGCCAUUUUUCCAAAAGGGUUUAGGAGCCGGGUGAGGUACAUGAGUGUCUUAGAUCCCACAAUUAUGUGUUACUAUGUAUCGGAAGUACUGGACAUUGGACGGACUGGACCUCUGUUUAUGGUUUCCUUGGAGCAGUUCCCAAGUGAAAUAUUUGUCCAUGGUUCAGCUACCAAGUGCUGGGAAAUGGUGAGAGAGAGAGUCAAUCAAGAGAUUUCAAGACAGCAUAAACUAGGAAGAAUAAACCUUCCUCCUUUACAGCCUCCUGGAAGUCUUGAUGGCUUUGAAAUGUUUGGGUUUACUUCACCAGCUAUAGUACAGGCCAUAGAGGCAAUGGAUCGAAACCGAGUCUGUUCUGAGUAUUGGGACUCCCGGCCGUACUCCCGGCCUCAAGUUCAGAUUCCACAAACUUGUCGAUCAAAAGACAGCAGCGGAAAUUCUCAGGCCAAGUCAGAGCAAAAAGAUGAUAUAGGAGGUGCCUUUCAGAAUCAUCAUCCAUUGCCCGUUGGAACUGAUACGGUACUGAGGGGCCUAUUCAAGAAGGCUAACCUAGAAGAACUACACACACUGUAUAGCAUUUUACAUGGCAAUUCCUCUGCAGCCGGUCAGCGCUCUGUGACUCAACUUCUUAAUGAAGAGAUUCACACUCGGCAGAGAUGAUUCACUAAUUAAUUGGUCCUCAUACUCGCAAGUCUUUUGUGUUUUUCUUCAGAGACUACACGCUGCUAUGAUGGCAGUUUUUGACUCUUUUGUAUUACUUACCUGAUUUUUCAGGUUGCACAUACAUCACUCUCAAACAGGUCAUUCUUUUAACCUACAGUAACAGAAGAGGACCGUCUAGUAGAGGACAAGUACGCCCCUCCCCAACAAAAGAAAAACCUAAAAGAAGGGAAUCAAAAAAACAAUGUCACAGUAAAUAUGUUUGCACUUUUAUUUUUCUUUUCCAACAACUCCAAUUUACGAAUACAAAACAGGUUGAAUUC
Messenger RNA from Ziziphus jujuba (common jujube), 5122 nucleotides. Its product is annotated as putative lysine-specific demethylase JMJ16. The transcript is spliced from 12 exons. The record is from RefSeq and is a predicted model, not a curated record. Gene Ontology annotation, molecular function: histone H3K4me/H3K4me2/H3K4me3 demethylase activity. Gene Ontology annotation, cellular component: nucleus. The coding region runs from base 1020 to 4799 and encodes 1259 amino acids. NCBI's taxonomy places the organism in Eukaryota, Viridiplantae, Streptophyta, Magnoliopsida, Rosales, Rhamnaceae. Gene Ontology annotation, biological process: chromatin remodeling.